Messenger RNA from Rotaria socialis, 1293 nucleotides. The record is from the annotation of a GenBank genome assembly. NCBI's taxonomy places the organism in Eukaryota, Metazoa, Rotifera, Eurotatoria, Philodinida, Philodinidae.
AUGACGAAUUCAUUGGAUAAAUGUAAAUGGAAUACUAUUGGUAAUAGAGAUGAAUUGUUAAUCAUAUCGUGUUUAGAUAAAAAACAAUUCAAACGUAAACAACACGAUGAUGAUAUUUUAGAAUCAUCGAUAUUUGAUCUUUUGGCAGAUGAAUUUCAUAUUGGAGAUGUUGUGUGGGCGAAAUUAAACGGAUUUACAUGGUGGCCUGCAUUUGUCUACGGUUGUUUCUCGGAAGAUUGGGUACAUGUCAAACCGAUAACAAAACCUGUAGUAUCAACGAAAAAACAAUAUUUUGUUUACUGUUUUGGUUGGGAUUUCAAACAUGGUUGGACUAGUCAAGUAUGUCUCCAUCCAUAUAAAGGUUUAGAAGACUUUUUAAAUUAUACGGAAACUAAAAUUGAACAAGCGACAACAAAACGACGAGAAGAGAGUAUUCGAAAAAGAUUCGAUAUGAAAAUGCCAGAAGAUCUGCAUCCUUAUUGGAAAGAAGCAAUCAAAGAAGCUGAUGAAGUUUUAUGUCUACCUAUUAGUUUACGAAUCAGCGCAUUUGAAAAAAUGCUUACUUCACUAUUAGCUGGAACUAAAUAUAAAAUACCUCAAAAUGGAUACGAACGACCACAAAGCAAAACAAAAUCAUUACCAACAAGACGGCUAUUAUCCAAUAGACGUAAACGAACAGAAUCAACUAGCAUAAUCGGUUCAUUACUCAAUAAAACAACUCAAGUCUCUCCCAGAACAUUUGCUGACGAGAAAAAACGAACAUUCUCAUUUAGUUUAACACCAAAAGAAACAAAUGAAUUGAAUGAGUCAUCGAGAUUUCAAUCGAAUUCAUUCAUUAUUCCAACAAUCAAUGAAUCAGAUAAUGAUGUUGUUAUUGUUAAAAUUAAUUCACCAACACCAUCAAGUCCUGCAUCACUUACCACUGCUAUUUGUCAUUUUCUAGAUAAAGGCAUUCCAUCAUUAACAAUUUAUGAAGAACUUCGUCUUGUGAAUGAUUUGAUGCAUCAUCGAUUAGGUGGAUUAUUGACACUGACUGAUGCUCAAUUAUAUGUUGAACAAUAUGCAAUUAAUAUAGCUUCAAUGAAUUAUAAUCAUCGAAUGUUAUAUGUGCAAGGUGAUUUUUUCUAUGAUUUUUUAUUAAAAUAUCCACAAAUUAUUCUUAUACAUCGACAAUGGUUUAAAGAUUUUAAACAAACAUUAAUGCCAUUGAACAGUGAUAGAAUUCAAUUGAAAAAAUGGCAAUUAUCAACAUUAUUACAUGCUCAUAUAGAUUUAGAAAAAAAAUUUCAUUAG